Rhizophagus irregularis DAOM 181602=DAOM 197198 is the source of this 666-nucleotide messenger RNA. NCBI's taxonomy places the organism in Eukaryota, Fungi, Glomeromycota, Glomeromycetes, Glomerales, Glomeraceae. The record is from RefSeq and is a predicted model, not a curated record.
AUGGAAAUUACAAAAUUGGAAAAUAGUAACAGGGAGUUAGAAGUUGAUGUAACAGUCAAAGAACGAACAAAUUUAGAGAAAGAAGAAGAAAUUCGAGAACUAGAAAAGAAGAAGGAAAUAGACACGAGUUUAUCUAACAAAAAAGUUAAGGAUAGCUUCAAGAAAGCCACUCGUGGAACGGUAGCUAAUUGGGAUAGUGUCCAUAUGAUAAUCAUUUGUAUGUAUUUUAAAAUGAAUAUCAUUGGUGCCGAUAUUUCGAUCGGCAAGUUUAAAAAGGAAACUUUUAGAUCUGCGGAUUUCGUAUAUCUUGUUACAACCAGCCCGAUUAGGACUGGUUACAUGAAAUUUGUUGAACGAGAUACGGAAGGUUUUUCAUUAUUUACUCUCAUCUCUCUCGGAGGACUAAAGGUAAAGAAGAGACCACCGAGUGGUCCUCUCCCCUCAGCAUGUAAACAAAUUUCUAUGGGAAAUGAGAUAACGGAUGGUGAAAUUGUGAAAGAAUACAACAAGAAAUACGGAGGCUUUUUCGGAAAAGUUAGGAUCAACAAAUUGAAAUAUAUCUUAAUAUACUUUAACAACGAAAAUGAUAUGAUGAACGCGAUAUACAAAUCAGGGAUGGAAGAUGAGUUAGGAAAAGGAUUACAAUUGAUCAAGAUGAGCUUAUAG